This is a messenger RNA of Onychomys torridus (southern grasshopper mouse), 2944 nucleotides long. RefSeq names its product zinc finger protein 23 (gene Znf23). The record is from RefSeq and is a predicted model, not a curated record. Bases 357 to 2420 code for a protein of 687 amino acids. Gene Ontology annotation, molecular function: DNA-binding transcription factor activity; RNA polymerase II cis-regulatory region sequence-specific DNA binding. Lineage: Eukaryota; Metazoa; Chordata; Mammalia; Rodentia; Cricetidae. Gene Ontology annotation, biological process: regulation of transcription by RNA polymerase II. The transcript has 6 exons.
CGGGGGCGGGCCAGUGACGCACUUCCGGUCGCGCCGCGGCCCGUGCUGCGCAGGUGAGUGCGGGCUCGCUGCGGUGAGCGGUGUCCUGGCGGUCCGCACGGCGCGCAGGCUCUCCCGCAGCCAGCCCUGCGGCCCCCCCAGGUCUCGGUGCCCACAGAGGCGAAGCGGGUGUGGCGGCUACACACCAGGCCCGGAGCGCUUAGCAGGUGGCCGGUCGGAGAAGCGGUGUCACGGCAGGCAGAGGGUGACUGCGGUGCGGGGGUGAAGCGGCUCGCGGUGACAUCCCAAGUCUUUUGACGCGCUGCGGCCCUGCAGGCGCUUCAGCUCCAGCCAUUCCUUGAGAGGGAGACCAGGUGAUGGCAGCCACGAUCCCUUCAGUUUGGCCCCAGCCCAGUGUGAAAAUGGCACGCGAUUUCUCUGCUAAGUUGGUGACCUUUGAGGACGUGGCUGUGUACUUCACCCAGACGGAAUGGGAUAGUCUGUUCCCCGAACAGAGGGCGCUGUACAGGGAUGUAAUGCUGGAGAAUUAUAGGAACUUGGCCUCCAUGGGAUUUCCACUUCUCAAACCAGCUUUGAUCUCACAGCUAGAGGAAGGAAAGGAUCUGGAAAACCUGUCUCAGCUGGCCACUGGAACAGACUCCCAGGGCCUCUGGACUGAAUAUACUGCUAUCCAGCCUGGCAAUAAUUUGACAAAAGAAGUGUGUGAAGAAGAAAGAAGUAUAUUAUUUGAACUUCAGAAGGACUUUUCCCAGGAAACAAGCUUUUCAAAAACUUCUAUUAUAAACCAACAACAGGAAAACCAGUUAACAGGACGUGCAAAGGAGAAUAUCAGUGGCUCUGAUGGAAGAGUUAAGAUAGGCUCCAUGGAAGGAUAUUUAUUUAGUCAGACUUCAAAUGUGUCCCAGAAUCACACCAACUCCACUGGAGAGCAAUGUUCUGAUACCAAACUUACUAAGAAUGAAAGAAUUACUACAGAGGGAAGACAUUUGAAACACAAAGAGUUAGCAGACACCUCUCAAGGUAGCAGCUCUCAAGUUAAUCAGCUUCUAGAAAGCUGUACUGUGGAGAAGCCUUACCAAUGUACAGAAUGUGGCAAAGCCUUCAGUGUUAAAGCAAAAUUUGUUUGGCAUCAAAGACUUCAUAAUGGAGAGAAACCUUUCAAAUGUGUGGAGUGUGGGAAAUGCUUUAGCUAUAGUUCACACUAUAUCACACAUCAGACAAUCCACAGUGGAGAAAAGCCUUAUCAGUGUACGGUAUGUGGAAAAGCCUUCAGUGUUAAUGGAAGUCUAGUUAGACACCAGAGGAUACAUACAGGAGAGAAGCCCUAUCAGUGCCAGGAAUGUGGAACUGGCUUUGGCUGUAGUUCUGCAUACAUUAUACAUCAGAGAACCCACACUGGGGAGAAACCUUAUGAAUGUAGCGACUGUGGGAAAGCUUUCAAUGUUAAUGCAAAAUUAAUUCAGCAUCAAAGAAUUCAUACUGGAGAGAAACCUUAUGAGUGUGAUGUGUGUGGGAAAGGCUUCAGGUGCAGCACCCAGCUUAGGCAGCAUCAGAGUAUACAUACUGGAGAAAAACCGCAUAGGUGUAGUUAUUGUGGAAAAGGCUUCACCAAAAAUGCAAAACUCAUUCAACACCAAAGAGUCCACACAGGUGAGAAACCCUAUGAAUGCAGUGAAUGUGGAAAGACUUUUAGUGCCAAAGGGAAGUUAAUCCAGCACCAGCGAAUCCACACAGGUGAGAGACCUUAUGAAUGUAAUGAAUGUGGGAAAUCUUUUCGGUGUAACUCCCAGCUUCGGCAACAUCUGAGAAUCCAUACUGGGGAGAAGCCAUAUAAGUGCAGUGAGUGUGGAAAGGCCUUCAACGUCAAUGCAAAACUAAUGCAGCAUCGGAGAACUCACACAGGGGAGAAACCUUUUGAAUGUAAUGAAUGUGGAAAGUGCUUUACUUCCAAAAGAAACCUACUUGAUCAUCAGCGAACCCAUACUGGAGAAAAGCCAUAUCAAUGUAAGGAGUGUGGGAAAGCUUUCAGUAUCAAUGCCAAGUUAACUAGACAUCAACAAAUACAUACUAGGGAGAAACCUUUCAAGUGUAUGGAAUGCGAGAAAGCAUUCAGCUGUAGUUCUGACUAUAUCGUGCACCAGAGAAUCCAUACUGGAGAGAAACCCUUUCAAUGCAGUGAGUGUGGGAAAGCCUUCCAUGUCAAUGCUCAUUUAAUUAGACACCAGAGAAGCCAUACUGGGGAAAAACCUUUCCGAUGUGUUGAGUGUGGCAAAGGCUUCAGCCUUAGUUCUGACUGUAUUAUACACCAGACUGUGCAUACUUGGAAGAAGCCCUAUGUGUGUAAUAUAUGUGGGAAAACUUUCAGGUUUAGCUUCCAACUUAGUCAGCACCAAGAUGUUCACAGUGAAGAAAAAUCCUAAUAGAUGAACAAAACAAUAACAACAACAAACAAACAAAAUACUCCUAUGUUUAAUAGGAAAUGGCUCAUGGCUCAUCAUUAUUACUUGGAAGAAAAACAUCAAGGGGAAUGAAUAUGGCAGUCUUCAUUUGGAAACAAAAAAAUUUCUGUUUUUAAUCAAGAUUAGAUGAGUAGCUGGAAAGUUAUAUCUAAAAUAACUUAGUUUUAUAUCAGUAACUAGUCAGGAAAUAUGAAAGAAAACAUCCUAUCCCAGGCAGCAUCAGGAAAAGUAGAUUUUCUAGGAAUAAAUAUUUUGUGGGACUAAAGAAAAUUAAGAAUUCUCCACUGAAGGAAACCAAAGUAAACAAAAGGGGUGGAGGGAAAUUAAUUUAUUUCUGCUUUUUUUUUAAACAAUAAGAGUGCAUUAUGCUUCCUUUAAAAAGGGGAGGGGUAAACAUUUUAAAAAAUUAAUAGAAGUCUUGAAAAAUACCAGAUCCAGGGACUGGAGAGGUGGCUUGGCUGUUAAGAGCACUGGCUGCUCUUCGA